GCGUCAACUGGCGGAGGAGCCGCGCUGUUAGUUGCCCACAAACGUCCAAAUGACAUCAAAGUGGUCAUUUCCCGCGGCGGCAGACCUGAUUUGGUCAGUUCCGAAAUUCUUAAAGAAAUACCCACACCAACUUUACUUAUAGUUGGUGGAAAUGACCCUGCGGUGCUGAGCUUUAAUGAGAAAGCAUUAAAGAAUUUAAGCAGUCCAAUAAAGCAAUUGGAAAUUGUUCAAGGAGCAUCUCACUUGUUUGAAGAACCAG
Messenger RNA from Racocetra persica, 259 nucleotides. Lineage: Eukaryota; Fungi; Glomeromycota; Glomeromycetes; Diversisporales; Gigasporaceae. The record is from the annotation of a GenBank genome assembly.